Molecule: messenger RNA, 2385 nt
Organism: Ornithorhynchus anatinus (platypus)
Lineage: Eukaryota; Metazoa; Chordata; Mammalia; Monotremata; Ornithorhynchidae
Gene: UBE2J2
Product: ubiquitin conjugating enzyme E2 J2
Exons: 7
Coding region: 128-907 (259 amino acids)
Source: RefSeq, a predicted model, not a curated record
CGGAGGGGUGCGGGGGAGCGGUGAGGGGGGGCGGCUCGGUGCGGGCCCGCGGCUUUGCUCCCCGCCGCCUCCCGCCUGCCGCCCCGGCCCCGCUCGGAGCGCGGGGGGCCGCACCGCUCCCGGAGAGAUGAGCGCCGCCGGUAACAAGCGAGCCCCGACCACAGCGACGCAGCGGCUGAAGCAGGACUACCUGCGCAUCAAGAAAGACCCGGUGCCGUACAUCUGUGCCGAGCCCCUCCCGUCCAAUAUCCUGGAGUGGCACUAUGUGGUUCGGGGCCCAGAGACGACUCCUUAUGAAGGUGGCUAUUAUCAUGGAAAACUAAUCUUCCCCAGAGAAUUCCCUUUUAAACCUCCAAGUAUUUAUAUGACGACCCCGAAUGGAAGAUUUAAGUGCAACACCAGGCUGUGUCUCUCGAUCACUGACUUCCACCCGGACACGUGGAACCCAGCGUGGUCCGUGUCGACCAUCUUGACGGGCCUGCUCAGCUUUAUGGUGGAGAGAGGCCCCACGCUGGGCAGCAUCGAAACGUCCGACUUCACGAAAAGACAGCUGGCUGCACAGAGCUUAGCAUUUAACUUAAAAGAUAAAGUCUUCUGUGAGCUGUUUCCUGAAGUCGUAGAGGAGAUGAAACAGAAACAGAAAGCCCAGGAUGAUCUCAGCAGCCACCCCCAGACCCUCCCGCUCCCCGACGUAGUCCCCGACCGGGGGGCUCAUCACGGCCACAAUGGCAUCCAGCUUCUCAAUGGGCACGGGCCGUUGGCCGGCCCCAACCAGCCUGGUCUCCAGCAGGCCAACCGGAAUCACGGACUGCUGGGAGGCGCGCUGGCGAACUUGUUUGUCAUCGUGGGCUUCGCCGCCUUCGCCUACACAGUCAAGUAUGUGCUGCGAAGCAUAGCGCAGGAAUGAGCGGCGGGGACCCACUUCGAGACCAAAUUAGCGGUAGGUGCAAAGCGAGCUGGGUCCCUCAGGGCGCUGGAGGCCGGCAGGGGAGCGGCUCCCUGCCGGGGCCACCCGCCUGGGGCCCGGGGAACACGGUGCCCACUGGCAAGACUGGAACGAAGCCGGUGCCGUCCGUCUGGUUCCCGGGGAGAGACGAGCCGCUUCGAUUCGUCGUCCGAGUGGCGGCGGCGCCUGUCUGUCCGUCUGCCCGUCCACGGCCGUCAAGCCCUCGAAGCGUCACCGAUGGAACGCCUCCGUUGCCGAUGCUUUGACUCUCCUUUUUUAUAGCAUUUGCUCUCUUUGGUUCUCUGGACCCGAUGUUUUAAGUAAACCGGUUGUUUUUCAUCUGACUAGAUGGGGUCGUUUCUCAAAGCCGAACUGGCAGGCGCCCCACCCAGCCUCACGCUCUGGUGGGUGGAGAGCUUGGGGACUCCUCCGGGGCAGCGGAGGACCGUGGGAGCAGCGUCGCCACCGCCAGGCAGGGGAGGAUGGAUAGGAGCCUAAGGUUCCCUCUGCCUCUGUGCCGGUUGGGGGAAAAUGCAUCACUUGUGGGUGGGUGGAGCAUGUGUGAGGGGGCGAGGAAGGGGCCUAUUCAGAAACAGCCACCAGCCAGGGUGACGGAUCAAACACGGCACUUGUCCUGGGAAUCCCUGGGGGAUGAGGUGCCUCUCCUGCCCGUGUCAUUGGGUGAGGGCCCGGCCAUCUAGGAGAAAACCAUUUCCUCUUCCAAGAGCAGCGCUGUUCUGCCCCUUUUGGCUUGGAAGCCACGGUCUUGCCAUGCUCUCUGACCUCAAGCUGUCAGGGUUCCUUCCUGGUCGCUUCCCCCGUGCUGGCCUGGGCGUUUGGCGUAUGAGGCCUGGGCCCUGGAACCAAGCAUAGGGGGCAAGAACCUCUCUGUUGGGGCCCCCGGCAGGCCGCCUCUAUCAGUAGUAUGUAUUGACCGCUCACUCUGUGCAGAGCCCUGUACUAAAUGCUUGGGAGGGUUCAACACAACAGAGUUGGCAGUCACAUUCCCUGCGCACGAGCUCGGGAAGUCAGACCCCCGGAAGGGAGGUCACAGAGGCCUGUGGCCGCCUUCCACAAAGAUGGGGGCCCUAUUGCCCAGCGGUCCAGUUCUCCACCCCGGACUUCCCUGGCACAGAACCGCUCUGCUCCCCAACUCAGGCGUAGGAGACGGUGGGGCUCAGAUGGCCUUCCUCAUCCCUUCCUUCCUGGAGAAAUGGAGUCCUGUGGGUCACUUGUGGAGUCCUCGGCCAGGCACGGUGUCCGUCCCCCAUGACUCCUGGCUCACACGCCAUUCCCUCGUCAAAGCGUUAGGAGUCUGCCUUUGGGUGGGGCCGAAGGGGAGGGGGCGGGUCAGUGGUCGGAGACACGCCCGACAGUCCUCUGCAUAUUCCUGUUUUCUGUUCUACAGAGCCUAAUAAAUGUUACCUCAUGUACCUUCA